Fusarium fujikuroi IMI 58289 is the source of this 744-nucleotide messenger RNA. RefSeq lists its product as uncharacterized. The record is from RefSeq and is a predicted model, not a curated record. The transcript has a single exon. Bases 1 to 744 code for a protein of 247 amino acids. Lineage: Eukaryota; Fungi; Ascomycota; Sordariomycetes; Hypocreales; Nectriaceae.
AUGGCGAACCAGUUCUCUUUCCGUGACGCUUCCGUAUCAUUUAAUGAUGCUCAGUUCAUCGCUAAUGCAAUGGACUCGACCAUACCCCACCUUGUUGCGGCGGGAAACGCUGGUCAAUGGGGAACUGAGCCCCUUUCUAGUAAGGAAUCGUUCAUGGAGAAGAUGCAUGAUGCUGUCUCGAAAUCAGAGCAGUUCUGUAGAACGGGGACUGGUGAUCGAGAGAGGAUAUUUAUCGCCGAGGUUGAAGACGAUCAGGCUGACUCAGAAUCCACUGCAAACGGAAACCUCUCUCGCCGCGUGGACGACAAUGGAAACCCCUUUUUGUCCGUUGGUUUCGUCAAGAUUGUUGAAGAACAGUUCGUGAGCUAUCUGAAAGAGACAGAGAGUUUGAAAGCCCAGGUUGAACCUGCGUUGAAAAAGGGCAAGUUUGUCUUCCUCCAAUACCUCGUCACUGAUCACCGAGUCGGUGAUAGACGUCGCGGGGCUGGGGCUGCUCUCCUUCAGAAAGUCAAGGAUUAUACUCUUGAGCGUGGUUGGAAGACGAUCUGGCUUGAUUGCUGGGAUGGAGGUAAUGGGCAGUUGGUGCAGUAUGUUCCCAGAAGGACACCCUCAACUCGGUUCGUUUUUAAUGGUUACAGAUACUACGUUGAUCAAGGAUUUGAUAUCAUGGGGAGUUUUAGGGAUGAGGGUGAUGAUGAUGGGUCUUCUUGGAAUGGCAAACUUUUCAGUAUGGGCUUGCGCUAG